AUGGACCAACUCGCCCGUCAUCUGCUAGACAAAGAAGCCAAGGAGUUCAUUGACUUGAAUGAGUCGGCUUUGACCCAAAAUAGGGCAGCUACAAUAUCUGUUUCCCUCUUUACGAGCGCAUCUGGCGAGAGCCCCGAUGUCGAGUCAACUGAGAGAGUUGAACAAUGGAUGGUUCGGAUCCCUUUACUACGGCGUCUCGCAUUUCCUGAGGAGAAGACGCGCGGCGAGAUUGCAACGAUGAAGUAA
Messenger RNA from Paracoccidioides lutzii Pb01, 246 nucleotides. RefSeq lists its product as hypothetical. The coding region runs from base 1 to 246 and encodes 81 amino acids. The transcript has 2 exons. The record is from RefSeq and is a predicted model, not a curated record.